GAGGAGAGAGGAGAGGAGGCAAAGGUGUGGGAGCUUGCAACACAACUACACCUCCAUUUGUGCUAAUUCUCCGACUAAUGGUUGUUUUGUGUUUGUUUUUUUGGACUUGGAGCUGUUGGCUGGGUCAGUGAGUUUUCAGGGCCGUGUGCAGAGGGCCGUGUGCAGAGGGCCGUGUGCGGAGGGCCGUGUGCAAAGGUCAGAGGUCCAUGUGCAGAACGCCAAGGGUGGAAGACAACAUGGACGAUUUUAACGACCUUCUGCUAAAACUCCAGGAAUGUCACGAACGAGAGAUCGAAGGGUGGCAGGUCAAACUCCAGGAGCUGGCCAAUAAGAAGGGCUGUGACACAAAGCGCAUGGAGGAGCUUUACACGAGGAACCAGCAGAUGAAGGAGCAGCAGAGGAUCCUCACGGAGAACAUCAAGACCCUGGAGAACAGGUUGAGGGCAGGGCUUUGCGACCGCUGCACCGUGACACAGGAAGUCGCCAAGAAACGACAACAAGAGAUUGAAACACUGCACCUUCAGAGUGUGCAGCACAUAAGACUAAUGGUGUCCGACAUAAACAACCUGAAGAAGGAGAACAAGAUGCUGAGGGACGAGAACAGGAGUCUGCGAGCGGCUCUAGAUCAGACCGGCCACUCCAGUUCUGACCCUGUGGAGGUGAAGACAAGCUCCUCCCCUGACCGCUCCCUCCCCAUGGCCCUGAUCAGCAGAGUUCUGGGCAGGAGCAGCAGUCAGACAGGAGAGGGCGAUGCUACAGUGAAGGUGGAGGCACCUACAAGACUCGACACGGAUUCUCAAAGUGAGAGUCGUCAUGUGAGAGAGUGGCCCCGCAGUCUCUUUGAGUCAUAUAAGCCCCUCCCAAACUCCGCCCCUCCAUCAUGGAAACCUCAGCCUCGAGUCGUGGACAGAAGAUCUCACAGUGAGGACCACACACACUCCAGCUCUCCUCCUGGAAAGAGCCUCCCUCCCUCCUCUCUCUCCUCCUCCCUCUCCUCCGUCUCUCUCACCUCCCUCUCCCCCAUAGCAGAGGUCCAUGCCCCCAGCAGACACAUCCUCCAUGCCCCAGUACCAUGCCGACCCCAGCCUCUGAAGAGCACCUCGAAUCCUCUGCCUUCAUGGUCCCCCCUCGGUGAGCCUCCGGACUGGGCUACGGCCACCGCCUCCUCCCAGUGCUCCAAACCGCGCUUCCCAAACCUGAUCCCCUCCACUCAGCACCUGAACAGCCACGCCUCCAGACGACUUGCCGCGGGGCAGGUGUGGCACAAACCGAACGUCGCGCUGCAGAAUCAAAGCAAGGAGCCAACGGUAGUGUUCAGACUGAGGAGCAGAGAGCAGGAGAGAGGGGGCGGUCCACGGGAACCACAGGAACCUCAAGGACCCAAGGGACCACAGGGACCCCAGGGACCCCAAGGAUCCAAGGUACCACAGGGACCCCAGGAACCCCAGGGACCCCAGGGACCCCAAGGAUCCAAGGUACCACAGGGACCCCAGGAACCCCAGGGACCCCAGGGACCCCAGGGACCCCAGGGACCCCAGGGACCCCAGGGACCCCAAGGAUCCAAGUUACCACAGGGACAGAGGGAGAGCCACCUGAUCCAGUCUGAGGAGGGCAGCAGCCACGAGGGCAGUGAGUGUGAGGGACCUCUCGACCUAUCAGACACGGGUCGGACCAAAGCAGUGCCACGGGACAGUUCUCCACCAGGGGGCACAGUGCAGGCAGAUGCGGCAGGGGGCGCUGUGCAGAGCGGAGAUGAGACGUGUGCAGAGCCGCAGUCUGCCCCUGAGGCGACUACGACCAUGAAUGUGAAAGAGAGAACAGAGGAGAGACCAGAGGAGAGAGCAGAGGAGAGCAGUGACACCAAGAACAACAAGGUGGUGAAACAGAAGGAGCAGGUGAAUGGAAAGGAGGAGCAGGGUAAGAAGGUCCCAGUGCUCACCAUCUCUCUGAGGCCAGUGGUAGUGCUGGAGAGUCUGAAUUCUGCGGCACAGAAACACGACUCCUCAUCGUCCAAUCAGAACUCCCCAGAUGAGGCAGGAGGAGGCAGUAGCUCUGAUGAGAGGGAGGAAGACAGCGGUGAUAGCGUCUGUGGGAACAAGAGGAAGAGAGACGAGAGCGACUCAGAUGAAUCUGUUUCACCACAGAGGAAAGUCAUGAUCACUGUGAGGAGCGAGAAGAAGAGAUGAACACCAGGACCCACUCUGAAUGGACCAGAAAAUAUACUACAAAUGUACUACCAAUACACUACAAAUAUACUACAAAUGUACUACAAAUGUACUACAAAUAUACUAGAAAUAUACUACAAAUAUACUACUAAACAGACAAAAAAUAUACAAGAAAUAUAUGAGAAAUUAACUAAAUAUGAAUACAGUAGGAGACUAUAAAGUUCUGAUUUGUUUGUCAAAGAGAGUUGACUUGCGUUUUCAGACACAUGACACUCGCUCCAGCUUCUUCUUGAGUUUAAUGUGGACGUGUGUUGGCGCCACCUUCAGGGCUGUUUUUGUAUUUGUGCUGUGUAUAUAAUAUAUUGGCACUACUCCUUUAGUCUGAAAGCACAGCCCAAACUAUUAUGAAACGUACCACAGUGAAUAGUUGAGUUUCGUGUCUAGAUCAGAUCCAGACCAGCCUCAGAAAUAACACUUUUAUGUUUCUUCAAAUAGAUUUUCAAGACUCAAAAAACAUACCUGUUUAUGUUUCAUGUUUUGCUGAAGUGAAUUCAAAUGAGAGUUAAGCUGUUUGAAAUGUGUUAUGUUAUUCAGAGGGCGUGUGUGAAAGAAAACCUGUGAAUAACGUUAUCAUCAGCGUUCGCGUUGGCAUUUUCACCCUCUGACUUCCUCUGUUCUUUUCUGAUAUUUUGAUCUGUCAUGUAUUGAUCAUUUUUAAAUAAAAUAUAUUUUU
This is a messenger RNA of Periophthalmus magnuspinnatus, 2898 nucleotides long. It is a transcript of the gene rbbp8nl, whose product is annotated as retinoblastoma binding protein 8-like. The record is from RefSeq and is a predicted model, not a curated record. Gene Ontology annotation, molecular function: double-stranded DNA binding; Y-form DNA binding; double-strand/single-strand DNA junction binding. Gene Ontology annotation, biological process: double-strand break repair via homologous recombination; DNA double-strand break processing involved in repair via single-strand annealing. Lineage: Eukaryota; Metazoa; Chordata; Actinopteri; Gobiiformes; Gobiidae. The coding region runs from base 207 to 2186 and encodes 659 amino acids. The transcript has 16 exons. Gene Ontology annotation, cellular component: site of double-strand break.